GCUCGCCUUUUCUAAUUGGAGCCCGCCUCCCACGUGGCAUUCGUUCCAGUCUCUCGUCAUGAAACCGGGCGAGGAGAGUGCACCUCGGGGCAAACCUAAGUCCGGCAGAGUCUGGAAAAGUCCUGGAACCAAGUACAAACUUUCCUGCUAGCGUGUUUAGCUACCAAGCUCUAUUUUCGACGCAGACACAGGGACUGUGUGGCCGUGCCACCACUGAAAAAGCCGUAUAAAGUCAGGCGGGCUCAGGAGUCGGAGAGAAGGGCAGUGAGAGAGAUGGAGAGGGAGAUGAAGGAGGCCAAAGACAAAGAGAAAGAGGAACUGAGGAAACGGCUGCAGGAAAAGAGAGAGAGAAAACUAGAGAACCAGAGAAAGGGAGAGAUUGUUCAGAAGAUAACCAAUGUUACAAAGUUGAAAAGACUAAAGAAAAAGCAGCUGAGGACUAUAGAGAAGAGAUAGUGUUACAACUCUGACUUUUGAUGUGCCAUUUCUUACUCACCGUUCAAACGGUUUAAUUUUCUCGUGCAUUUGUCACAUGAUUGAACACUUCUUUAUAAUUUCGUGCCAUCGUAUAAAAUGUACACUCACAAAGUCCACCGUGGUAUGUUAUAACUUCUCAAUUGUCUCUUAAGUGUGAAAAGUGUUCCACAUUAUGUCUCAGUUGCAUCCUGAGAAACUGUUGCAAGUU
This is a messenger RNA of Geodia barretti, 685 nucleotides long. The record is from the annotation of a GenBank genome assembly. NCBI's taxonomy places the organism in Eukaryota, Metazoa, Porifera, Demospongiae, Tetractinellida, Geodiidae.